CUUGACGUUCCUCACCGCUCAACUUCAAGUCCAUCUUUCCUCCUUCUCUCUUCUCCUCUUCCUCUUACCUACUCCCCGUCGACUGUCUCCCCCAGUCUAUCCAACAACCCUUCGCCAACCACCUCUUCGCCUUUUUCAAACCCACCCUAUCCUUCCAACACCGUCAAUAUUCCUUCCACAAUGCGUGAGAUCGUUCACCUUCAGACCGGCCAGUGUGGUAACCAAAUAGGUGCCGCUUUCUGGCAGACCAUCUCUGGCGAGCAUGGCCUUGACGGCUCCGGUGUUUACAAUGGCUCCUCCGAUCUCCAGCUGGAGCGUAUGAACGUCUACUUCAACGAGGCCAGCGGAAACAAGUAUGUCCCUCGUGCCGUCCUCGUCGAUCUUGAGCCCGGUACCAUGGACGCCGUCCGUGCCGGUCCCUUCGGUCAGCUGUUCCGUCCCGACAACUUCGUUUUCGGCCAGUCCGGUGCUGGUAACAACUGGGCCAAGGGUCACUACACCGAGGGUGCCGAACUGGUUGACCAGGUUGUCGAUGUUGUCCGUCGCGAGGCUGAGGGUUGCGACUGCCUCCAGGGUUUCCAGAUCACCCACUCCCUCGGUGGUGGUACUGGUGCCGGUAUGGGUACUCUCCUGAUCUCCAAGAUCCGUGAGGAGUUCCCCGACCGUAUGAUGGCCACCUUCUCCGUUGUCCCCUCCCCCAAGGUCUCCGACACCGUUGUUGAGCCUUACAACGCCACCCUUUCCGUCCACCAGCUUGUUGAGCACUCCGACGAGACUUUCUGUAUCGACAACGAGGCUCUGUAUGACAUCUGCAUGCGCACCCUCAAGCUCUCCAACCCCUCUUACGGUGACCUGAACCACCUGGUCUCUGCUGUCAUGUCCGGCGUGACCACCUGUCUCCGUUUCCCCGGUCAGCUCAACUCUGAUCUUCGCAAGUUGGCCGUCAACAUGGUUCCUUUCCCUCGUCUCCACUUCUUCAUGGUUGGCUUCGCUCCUCUGACCAGCCGCGGCGCCCACUCCUUCCGUGCCGUCUCCGUUCCUGAGUUGACCCAGCAGAUGUUCGACCCCAAGAAUAUGAUGGCUGCUUCUGACUUCCGUAACGGCCGUUACCUCACCUGCUCUGCCAUCUUCCGUGGAAAGGUCUCCAUGAAGGAGGUUGAGGACCAGAUGCGCAACAUCCAGAGCAAGAACCAGACCUACUUCGUUGAGUGGAUCCCCAACAACAUCCAGACCGCCCUGUGCUCCAUUCCUCCCCGUGGUCUCAAGAUGUCCUCCACUUUCAUCGGAAACUCCACCUCCAUCCAGGAGCUCUUCAAGCGUGUCGGCGACCAGUUCACUGCUAUGUUCCGUCGCAAGGCUUUCUUGCAUUGGUACACUGGUGAGGGUAUGGACGAGAUGGAGUUCACUGAGGCUGAGAGCAACAUGAACGACCUUGUCUCUGAGUACCAGCAGUACCAGGACGCCUCCAUCUCCGAGGGUGAGGAGGAAUACCUCGAGGAGGAGCCCCUUGAGCACGAGGAGUAAAUAGCUUCCAGUCACUGAAGACUCGGAUUGAGAUCUGACAGCAAUACCCUUGAUAAGUCCAUGUUCUCUGUGGCUCUGGCCUGGUUCACGGGUCUUGGUCAUUACAUUAUUUUGUCCGAGCGUUUUUAAUAACUUUCCUGUUCUUAAUUUCGAAAGGCCUGUAGAGCCCUUGAGACUAUUGAAAUCAAACAGCACAUAGUUCAAAAGCAAUCAACUGGUGCAGUAUUUUGUACAGCCCUAGUCCCA
Aspergillus caelatus is the source of this 1770-nucleotide messenger RNA. RefSeq names its product tubulin beta chain. Lineage: Eukaryota; Fungi; Ascomycota; Eurotiomycetes; Eurotiales; Aspergillaceae. Gene Ontology annotation, molecular function: GTPase activity; GTP binding; structural constituent of cytoskeleton. The record is from RefSeq and is a predicted model, not a curated record. Bases 181 to 1524 code for a protein of 447 amino acids. The transcript is spliced from 8 exons. Gene Ontology annotation, biological process: microtubule cytoskeleton organization; mitotic cell cycle. Gene Ontology annotation, cellular component: microtubule; cytoplasm.